Ichthyophthirius multifiliis is the source of this 366-nucleotide messenger RNA. RefSeq lists its product as hypothetical. Lineage: Eukaryota; Ciliophora; Oligohymenophorea; Hymenostomatida. Gene Ontology annotation, molecular function: nucleic acid binding; endonuclease activity; zinc ion binding. The transcript is spliced from 4 exons. The record is from RefSeq and is a predicted model, not a curated record.
AUGAUAGGAAGGCAUCCUGAAAGAUGGAGGCUAGAUGCAGUAGGAAAUCCCGUUAUUAAAAGUCUUACAUCAUGUAAUGGGCCAUUAUGCUAUUAAUAUGAUCAUAUUGUUCCUUAUUCAAAAGGAGGUGAAACUUAGAUAGAAAAUUGCUAGCUCUUAUAAAGUAUUGUUAAUAAGCAUAAAUCAAAUAAAAUUGAUGCAACAUAUUCUGAAUUAAAAAAUGUUUCUCCUAAAGACGAUUUUACUAAUUUCGAAUAUGAUUGUAUUGAAAAAGCUAUAUAUGGAACUUAUUAAUCAACCACUUAUCUUAAAACUUUUUAUUAAGGAAUAUUAGUAGAAAUAUAAUCUUCUAAAUAUCUAAUAUGA